AUGCACUCUGAACGCGCUCGUGUGGUCAAUCAGAUUCAACGAAAGAUUGUUGUGUGUGGAGAUGGAGCAACCGGCAAGACAUCGCUGCUGAACGUCUUUACGCGAGGCUGGUUCUCGGCUGUCUAUGAGCCAACUGUUUUUGAGAAUUACGUUCACGACUUGUACGUCGAAGAUCAGAUGGUUGAACUGAGUCUAUGGGACACCGCCGGUCAAGAAGAGUUUGACCGGCUACGAUCGUUAAGUUACGCUGAAACCCACGUUAUAAUGUUAUGUUUCUCUAUAGACAGCCCAACAUCACUGGAAAAUGUUGAGAGCAAGUGGCUAGAUGAGGUGCUGGAGUACUGCCCAGGAGUCAAGCGCUCAAAUGCGAUUUGCGAGACGAUCGCUCAACUCAAGAAAGGCUGGCACGUUAUGGUAUGCACACAGUACAGUACGAGGAAGGGCUGGCAGUUGCAAGACGAAUACGUGCAUCCCGCUAUCUCGAAUGCAGCGCAAAGCACAACCGGGGUGUCAAUGAAGUAUUUUUUGAAGCUGCACGUGUUUCUGUGGGCACCCGCCCCAAAGGAUCAGGUUCUUAUGGCGGUGGACGCUGUGUGA
Molecule: messenger RNA, 597 nt
Organism: Fibroporia radiculosa
Lineage: Eukaryota; Fungi; Basidiomycota; Agaricomycetes; Polyporales; Fibroporiaceae
Exons: 8
Coding region: 1-597 (198 amino acids)
Biological process (GO): small GTPase-mediated signal transduction
Molecular function (GO): GTP binding; GTPase activity
Source: RefSeq, a predicted model, not a curated record